GUGCAGACCCAAGGCUGUCUCCUACACGUGAGAUGUGCCUCCAGUCCUUGCCAGUGAUAAGGAUUGUUACCUCCGUUGGCUUUGGAGAGCCUUUAAUCCCUGCACACACCAAUGAGCCAUUUGCCACCUGGUGUUGUCCCCAUACUUUGAAUGUUGUCAUCACAAGACUGCCGGGUGGAGCUGGCCAUGCAGGGUGGUGCCAGAGAUGGGGAAAGGUAUAAAAGUCCCAGCACAGACUGCCAGAGAGAGGAUCUCUGAAAGCCUGAGAAGUGUCCCACUUCUUCUUUGUUGCAACCAGUAAAGGAUCACCUUGAAUAUGAAGGCAACUGGCAUUUUUCUGCUGCUCUCCCUGACAUUCUGCUGCUACCAAGGAAACGCUGAGACGGAUGGAGCUGCUGGCAAAGGAACAGAGGCUGCUUGUGGCAACUAUGACCUAAAAAGAGGUUGUACAAAGAUCUUUGACCCUGUCUGCGGCACAGACAACCUCCUAUAUGACAAUGAGUGUCUGUUGUGCUUUCAGAACCUGCAAAGAAACAUUAAUGUGCGCAUAAAGAACAGGGGAAUGUGCCAAAAACCCUCUCCACGCUCCGACUCCGCUCAAAACUAAAAGGCGCAACCGUUCCAGAUGAGGUAGCACAAGGCUCGCCCUCACCUGUACAAACUCCUAAUAAAAUGGAAGCAUUGC
This is a messenger RNA of Phalacrocorax carbo (great cormorant), 685 nucleotides long. The record is from RefSeq and is a predicted model, not a curated record. Lineage: Eukaryota; Metazoa; Chordata; Aves; Suliformes; Phalacrocoracidae.